Molecule: messenger RNA, 1425 nt
Organism: Castor canadensis (American beaver)
Lineage: Eukaryota; Metazoa; Chordata; Mammalia; Rodentia; Castoridae
Gene: Ptges2
Product: prostaglandin E synthase 2
Cellular component (GO): mitochondrion
Molecular function (GO): prostaglandin-E synthase activity
Source: RefSeq, a predicted model, not a curated record
UGGAGCGAACAUGGCCCAGGCGGCGCGGGCGGCGCGGGUAGCGCGGGCGCUGUGGCCAGGCCGUUGCUCCCUGGUGGAGAGGCUGGGUGGGCGACCCUGGCCACAGCUCCUCGCGCAGAGCCGGGCCGGCUUCGCGGGGGCGGCGGGCGGCCAGGGUCCCGCAGCCGCCGUCCGCAAGGGAAGCCCGCGACUUCUGAGGGUGGCGGUGCUGGCCUUGGGGGGCGCGCUGGGGCUGUACCACACCGCGCGGUGGCACCUGCGCGCCCAGCACCUCCGCGCCCAUCACUCAGCGGCGCAGCUGUCCCUGUCUAGCCACAUGCAGCUGACCCUGUACCAGUACAAGACAUGUCCCUUCUGCAGCAAAGUCCGUGCCUUCCUCGACUUCCAUGCCCUGCCCUACCAGGUGGUGGAAGUGAACCCCGUGUUCAGGAGUGAGAUCAAGUUCUCCUCCUACAGGAAGGUGCCCAUCCUGGUGGCCCAGGAAGGAGACAGAUCGCAACAACUGAAUGAUUCCUCCGUCAUCAUCAGUGCCCUCAAGACCUACCUGGUGUCAGGGCAGCCCCUGGAAGAGAUCAUCACCUGGUACCCUCCCAUGAAGGCCAUGAAUGACCAGGGCAAGGAGGUGACUGAGUUCUGCAAUAAGUACUGGCUCAUGCUAGACGAGAAGGAGGCCCAGCAGAUGUAUGGUGGAAAAGAGGCAAGGACAGAGGAGAUGAAGUGGCGGCAGUGGGCAGACGACUGGCUGGUGCACCUCAUCUCCCCCAACGUGUACCGCACGCCCGCCGAGGCCCUGGCAUCCUUCGACUACAUUGUCCGUGAGGGCAAGUUCGGGGCCGUGGAAGGCCCCGUGGCCAAGUAUGUGGGUGCAGCUGCCAUGUACCUCAUCAGCAAGCGCCUCAAGAGCAGGCACCACCUCCAUGAUGAUGUGCGUGAGGACCUCUAUGAGGCUGCCAACAAGUGGGUGGCAGCAGUGGGCAAAGACCGGCCCUUCAUGGGGGGCCAGAAGCCAAACCUUGCUGACUUGGCGGUCUACGGGGUGCUGCGUGUGAUGGAAGGCCUGGAGGCCUUUGACGACCUGAUGAGGCAUACUCGCAUCCAGCCCUGGUACCUGCGGGUGGAAAAGGCCAUUGCCAAGGCCCUCCCAGGGCACUGAGCACCCCCACCUGGCAGAGAGGAAGGCCACAUCAGAGGCCAGCUGCUGGGGACCGGGCCAGCGAGCCAGCCCCUGGUGCCACUGUGUGUGUGUGUGAGGGGUGCAGGGUCAUUCUGCCUCUUUUUCCACCCAAGCCCCAAGGCCCUCUGCUUUUGACACUGGGCACCUGUAGUGCCCUGGAUGCCGAGGACAAAUCCCAGGUUUACUUACAGCUCACAGCCAUGCUGAUGGGAACCUGGUCACGGGUUACAGAGGAACCACCUCCCCUCCCC